This is a messenger RNA of Paraphaeosphaeria sporulosa, 2090 nucleotides long. Its product is annotated as O-acetylhomoserine ami. Gene Ontology annotation, molecular function: pyridoxal phosphate binding; transferase activity, transferring alkyl or aryl (other than methyl) groups. The transcript is spliced from 6 exons. Gene Ontology annotation, biological process: transsulfuration. The record is from RefSeq and is a predicted model, not a curated record. The coding region runs from base 402 to 1781 and encodes 459 amino acids. NCBI's taxonomy places the organism in Eukaryota, Fungi, Ascomycota, Dothideomycetes, Pleosporales, Didymosphaeriaceae.
GUUGAGCGAAACCGGACAGCCACACCACACCCACGGGAACAAAGAUGGGCUCGCCCAGGGAAGAGAAGCAAUCAGCCGCCAGCUUGUGCCCAGCAGAUUCAGAUGGUUCCCGGAGCCGUGGCCGUGGGCGCUGCGUACGAGUUUGCACGUAAAGGCGCUGGGACAGCUCCUCGCAUGCGAUGCGACGCAUGCGAGCCACUUCACACCACGGCCUACGCAAAGCCCAGCUCGCGCAUCAGUGAAUGACGUGAUCGGAAAGGCUUUUUAUGCAAUACCGCUGGCGCCAGUGACGGGACGAUGGUACCGCGGUGCGGGAUAUAGUACUGCGAGGGGUCCCAGGGUCUACUGACAGCUGUGUAUCUUUCCCCUCCUUCGCAAUUUCUUGUCACAGACCCGUCACGAUGGCUGAGGAACUCUCCAAGAACUUUGAAACGCUGCAAUUGCAUGCUGGACAGUCGCCGGAUCCGACGACCAAGUCGCGCGCUGUGCCGAUUUAUGCCACCACCUCAUAUACUUUCGAUGACUCGGCGCAUGGCGCGAGGCUCUUUGGCCUCAAGGAGUUUGGCAACAUUUACAGCCGUAUUAUGAAUCCUACUGUCGAUGUUUUCGAGAAGAGAAUUGCGGCGCUCGAGGGCGGUGUAGCAGCACUGGCAGCAUCAUCAGGACAGGCCGCUCAGUUCAUGGCCAUCCUUACGCUGGCGCACGCAGGAGACAACAUCGUCUCGACUUCGAACCUCUACGGCGGCACCUACAACCAGCUCAAAGUCGCCCUCCCCCGCCUGGGCAUCACAACCAAGUUCGUCAACGGCGACAACCCCGACGACUUCAAAGCCGCCAUCGACGAAAACACCAAAGCCGUCUACAUCGAGUCCAUCGGCAACCCCAAGUACAACAUCCCAGACUUUGAAAAAAUCGCCGCCAUCGCCCACGAGGCUGGCGUCCCCGUCGUCGUCGACAACACCUUCGGCGCCGGCGGCUACUUCGUGCGGCCCAUCGACCACGGCGCCGACAUCGUCGUGCACUCGGCCACAAAAUGGAUCGGCGGCCACGGCACCACCAUCGGCGGCGUCAUCGUCGACAGCGGCAAGUUCGACUGGGGCAAGCACGCAAAGCGCUUCCCGCAGUUCAACGACCCCUCGGAGGGCUACCACGGCCUCAAGUUCUGGGACACCUUUGGCCCCAUUACAUUCAUCAUCCGCGCGCGCGUGGAAAUCCUGCGCGACUACGGCGCCGCGCUCAACCCCUUUGCCGCCCAGCAGCUCAUCCUCGGGCUCGAGACCCUGUCCCUCCGCGCCGAGCGGCACGCGUACAACGCGCUCAAGCUCGCACGCUGGCUCGAGAGCAACCCCAACGUCGCGUGGGUGUCGUACCCCGGUCUGGAAUCGCACCCCUCCCACGCCACCGCGAAGAAGUACCUCAAGCGCGGGUUCGGCGGGGUGCUGUCGUUUGGCGUCAAGGGCGGGGGCAAGGCGGGCAGCCAGGUCGUGGACAACUUCAAGCUCAUCAGCAACCUCGCGAACGUGGGAGAUAGCAAGACGCUGGCUAUCCACCCCUGGACGACGACGCAUGAGCAGCUGAGCGAUGAGGAGAAGGAGAGCUCGGGGGUUACCGAGGAUCUCAUCCGCAUCUCCGUCGGCACCGAGCACAUCGACGACAUCAUCGCCGACUUCGAGCAGAGCUUUGCCGCGAGCGCGACGAAGCCGGAUGAGAAGGGCGCCCCGGCGAAUGCCGAGAACGCCGGAACCACGGAGACGCAGGGCUCGCUCGCGGGGUCGACGUAGAUGGAUUCGUCAACCCUGAGUUGUGGAGGAGUGCCCAAUAUACCACGUGGACGGGCAGGCGAUGUAGUACUAACUGGCGACGCAACGCACAACAGAUUCUUCUCUACACACGCGGGAGACACGUAUUCAAGCGCUGGAUGUGCAUGAUCGGGGUAGGGCGUGCAACCGGCUUCUGCGGUUCUUGGGCAUGGCGCGUUAGAUAGGUCUGUCUGUCGUUGCGCGUGGUCGUGUCUAAGACUUCGCGUCCAUAGAGCAUAGUAAUAGCAUCAAGCUCUAGGCUCGUCCCGGCUCUUUCUGUACGAACGCGUG